Plutella xylostella (diamondback moth) is the source of this 3517-nucleotide messenger RNA. The record is from RefSeq and is a predicted model, not a curated record. NCBI's taxonomy places the organism in Eukaryota, Metazoa, Arthropoda, Insecta, Lepidoptera, Plutellidae.
AUGUGUAAAAACGAGAUUCGAGCGCGCUCGGACAACGACAGACAAUCAGCGUGGGUGCUCAAAGCGGCCAGAGUACUGUGUUCCCGCAGCCUGCACCUGAGGGCGUCGGCCCGCGCCGUGGUGCACAACGCGAGGAUGAUCGGACCACUAGCGGAGACCGACAAGUUUGUGCUGGACGACUUUGCGCUGCUUGAAAGGUUCACUAGUCAGACGUACGGAGACAAACUAAGCGAAGUCUUCGAUAAGAAGAAAUCGAAAACCAACGAAGUCACAGAUGAUGAUGAUGAUGAAGAAGACGACUUCAUCGACUUAACCCCAGACGCCCGUCUGAAGGUGAUAUCAGUAGUAGCGGGACGCGGGGCGCACUCACGCACGCCGCUGCCAGCCGGCCUGCGCACAGAACACUCAUUGGUGGACUUGCCCCCGCUGUAUCCUGAUGAAGCCGCUAUUGAGAUGGUAGCAGUGCUAGACCCUGCCUCAGCGGCGGCGCAGCGCCUCGCCCCGCUGCUGCUGGUGCUGCGCAAGGUGGUCAACUGCCGCGUCAAGCUGUUCCUCAACCCGCAGGACAAGAACUCCGAUAUGCCGCUUAAGAGUUUCUACCGCUACGUCCUUGAACCGGAGCUCCAGUUCACCCCGUCCGGGUCACAAACCGGCGGCGCAUUGGCCCGGUUCGCCCGGCUGCCGCACGCGCCGCUUCUAUCCAUGGAGCUCAGGACUCCGCCCAACUGGCUCGUGGAAUGUGUGAAGAGUGUGUACGAUCUGGAUAAUAUCAGGCUGGCUGAUGUGGAUACUGUUGUGCAUAGCGAAUUCGAGCUAGAAUACCUGCUCCUCGAAGGCCACGCAUGGGACACCACCCUAGGCACCCCUCCCCGCGGCCUCCAACUAGUGCUAGGAACCCGAGAGACGCCCGACCUCAUGGACACCAUCGUGAUGGCCAACCUGGGCUACUUCCAGCUGAAGGCCAACCCCGGAGCGUGGAUACUGAGGCUGCGGCCCGGCCGGAGUGAAGAGAUCUAUGAGAUUGUUGGACACGAGAACACCGACACGCCCGCGGGCAGCGCCGACAUCCAGGUCCUGAUGCACUCGUUCCGCAGCCACGUGAUCAAGCUGCGAGUGUCCAAGAAGCAAGACAAGCAACACCUGGACCUGCUGGCUGAUGGGGAUGAGAAGAACAGCGGCGGGAUCUGGAACUCGAUUGCCAGUUCAUUCAGCGGCGCUGAAGAGACGGACUCCGAAGACACUAUCAACGUGUUCUCCGUAGCGUCAGGUCAUCUCUACGAGCGCUUCCUGCGCAUCAUGAUGGUGUCCGUGCUCAAGCACACCAAGUCGCCCGUCAAGUUCUGGUUCUUGAAGAACUAUUUGAGCCCCAGUUUGAAGGAAAGUCUCCCAUACAUGGCUAAAGAGUACGGCUUCUCAUACGAACUGGUACAGUACCAGUGGCCGCGCUGGCUGCAGCGGCAGAAGGACCGCCAGCGCACCAUCUGGGGGUACAAGAUACUGUUCCUCGAUGUACUGUUCCCGCUGCAUGUGAAGAAGAUUAUAUUUGUGGACGCUGAUCAGAUUGUCCGAGCGGACCUGAAAGAGCUAGUGGACCUGGACCUGGGAGGAGCUCCCUACGGGUACACGCCUUUCUGCGACAGUCGGAAGGAAAUGGAAGGAUUCAGGUUCUGGAAGCAAGGCUACUGGCGCAACCACCUCCAGGGUCGCAGCUACCACAUCUCGGCCCUGUACGUGGUGGACCUGAGGAGGUUCCGGCGCGUGGCGGCGGGCGACCGCCUGCGCGGCCAGUACCAGGCGCUCAGCCAGGACCCCAACAGUCUGUCUAACCUGGAUCAAGACCUGCCGAACAACAUGAUCCACCAGGUGGCCAUCAAGUCCCUCCCGCAGGAGUGGCUCUGGUGCGAGACCUGGUGCGACGAGAAGUCCAAGACUUACGCCAAGACCAUCGACUUGUGCAACAACCCGCAGACAAAGGAGGCCAAGCUAUCAGCCGCCAUGCGCAUCGUCCCCGAGUGGACGCAGUACGACGAGGAGAUCAAGGCGCUGAUGGCGCGCGUCCGCCGCGGCCUGUUCCACGCGGGCGACGUGGACCAGGUCUGUACCUCUCUGUCCCCGAGUGGACCUCUCUCUGUCCCCGAGUGGACGCAGUACGACGAGGAGAUCAAGGCGCUGAUGGCGCGCGUCCGCCGCGGCCUGUUCCACGCGGGCGACGUGGACCAGGUCUGUACCUCUCUGUCCCCGAGUGGACCUCUCUCUGUCCCCGAGUGGACCUCUCUCUGUCCCCGAGUGGACCUCUCUCUGUCCCCGAGUGGACGCAGUACGACGAGGAGAUCAAGGCGCUGAUGGCGCGCGUCCGCCGCGGCCUGUUCCACGCGGGCGACGUGGACCAGGUCUGUACCUCUCUGUCCCCGAGUGGACCUCUCUCUGUCCCCGAGUGGACCUCUCUCUGUCCCCGAGUGGACCUCUCUCUGUCCCCGAGUGGACGCAGUACGACGAGGAGAUCAAGGCGCUGAUGGCGCGCGUCCGCCGCGGCCUGUUCCACGCGGGCGACGUGGACCAGGAAUCUGAGAUACAUCACGAGGAACAUGAUACAAGUCCCUCCCACGACACCCACACUGAGUUAUGAUGAACUAAAGUUAUGUAAAUUAAUUUAAACCAAGGUGAUAUUGUGUUUAUAAUACGUAUGUAUGAGUGUUGCAAGUGUGUACAGAGUACAGGAGGGUUAUUGUAGCUUACAAAAAAAUUUAUCGAAAGCUGUCGUGCAAUCGAUACGCUUAAUGUUAGAACAACAUAAGCGCGUGGUUAGCGCAGCAGCGCUCCGAAACUUCGAUUUUCGUAAGCUAAAGUGACCCCCCAGAGUUUGCAUUUUUAUAAUUUCCAGUGAUUUCAGAUGUUAGCCAUUAGAUCCGCGGCUCAAUUAUGUAAUCUAUAAUUGAUUGAGCAAAUUUUCUCUAUGACGAUUGUAUAGUUUCGAAAUUAGCAAAGGACCAAACUUUAUUUUUAUAAUUUCCCCCUUCCUUAUCAGCAUUUUUGUGACUGAUAAUGUUUAAGUAAAAGCGAUGUGAUUUUAGUGCAUAAGCAAACUUUAGUUUGUUGUUUAGUUAAUUUUCUGAAGGUUCUAUUAAUUGCAAGAACGUACGGUAUGAUUUGUAUCUACGUUGUUAGACAGUAAUCGGUUCAUGUUCAUGACACAAUCAUUUAAUUUUUUCUACCUCUUUGAGAUCGCUAAAACUUAGUCAUUCAAUUUUUUUGUAAGUAUUUAUCUCGAUUUGCCAUACUUUAAUUGAAUACCUUUUUUUCAUUAAAAUUCAAUAAUUUACCAGAAUUAAUUAAUUCAAAGAAAAUUAUAUAAAAUUUUCUACAUUGAAGAUCUCAUGUCACGAAGUUACAGGUCCUCAUUUGUUGAAUUGGUUGUUGAAUAUUUUUUUUUGAAAGUCAUACAGCACCUGUAUUUAAUAUGUAUCAUAUAAGUUAAGAAGGAACUUUGGGGAAGCACGAAUAAAAAACACAAUUCUAA